Molecule: messenger RNA, 861 nt
Organism: Coffea eugenioides
Lineage: Eukaryota; Viridiplantae; Streptophyta; Magnoliopsida; Gentianales; Rubiaceae
Product: major allergen Pru ar 1-like
Exons: 2
Coding region: 99-578 (159 amino acids)
Biological process (GO): defense response; abscisic acid-activated signaling pathway
Cellular component (GO): cytoplasm; nucleus
Molecular function (GO): protein phosphatase inhibitor activity; signaling receptor activity; abscisic acid binding
Source: RefSeq, a predicted model, not a curated record
ACCAUCGUCCAUCAAAGCAUCUUUGUACGCAACUUUCAGGCUUAAAUUAAUCUCUUCUUUUUCUGGUCAAUUUUUCCCUUCAAAUUCUCUAAGAUAUCAUGGGUGUUGUCACUUACGAUCAUGAGGUUAUCACCUCAAUCCCACCAGCAAAGCUUUUCAAGACUUUCAUCGUUGAUUUUGACAACCUCAUUCCUAAUAUCUUGCCUCAGGCCUUCAAGAGUGUCGAAAUCCUCCAAGGUGAUGGUGGAGCUGGAACCAUCAAAGUCACCCAUUUUGGCGAAGGUAGCCAGUACAAGAGCAUGAAGACCCAUGUUGAUGAGCUUGACGAGGAGAAUUUUGUCAUCAAAUAUACCAUUAUCGAAGGAGAUGUUUUGGAGGAUGUGAUUGAGAAAAUUACUUUCGUGAUUAAAAUCCUACCCUCAGCUGACGGAGGAUCCAUUACCAUAACCAGCAGCACAUACUACACCAAGGGUGACGCCAAGAUAAACGAAGAGGAUAUCAUGUCUCGUAAAGACAAGGCUGCUGGAGUCUUCAAGGCUCUUGAGGCUUACUUCGAUGACAACCCUGAUGAUUACUAAGUCUUUUUCAUCAAUUUCUGCACAAAGAAGAAUAAGUCUAGUAUGUGCGUCUUUAAUGUGCCUGAUUUUGAAACUUCAAAAAUGCGAUUUUUUGCUAUGUCUUUUCUUUCUGGGGUAUGCAUCUUUCCAAGGCAAUUAAAUUAGUGCCUUCGGUUUCUUAGUAAAUGCUACUACUUAAGUUUUGAUUAUCAUGUUGCCUAUUUUGUACCGUUUGGAUUAAGAGAUAGGCAUGGAUUUGAAUCCAAAACAAUACAGCAAUAUUUUUCAGCACCACAUUGAGUUA